AUGCACUAACAGCGACGUUUAUCUCCAGCUCCAUCUAGUCCAUGUCCCAGAAUUUGUAAUAUCCAUCAUUUAUUUGCUUAUAGAAUAGUAAUCUAAUCGCAUGCAGUUUCUUCAACCAUAAUAUGUAGUUCCUUAACAACCACAAUAUUGUUAAUAACCAAUAGUUCUUAAAACUGAAGAAUUGAGACCUGUUUAAUAAUAACAUCAUUAAUCUAGAGAAAGAGAAAAAGAAAAUUUAAAUCCAAAAGCAUUUUAAUCGGGCAGACUAUUAAGUCAAUAUGAUACUCCAUAACAUUCAUAAAGAUCUCUAUAAUAAAUACCAGUUGGAGCUUUUCCAUCUCAAUCUUCAAAUGAUACCCAAAUUAAAUAAUUAAAAGAAGAAAUGCUCAAAAUGUUUGAAUUUUCUCGAAAAGAUUUUGAAUUACUAAAAACAGAAUUAGAAUAAACUAAGCAAGAUUUACUUGAACAAAAAAAAAUGAAUAAAACAUUUAUUACUUAAAUAGAAUCAUUAAAUUAGUAAUUAGUAUAAGAAUAAGAAUAAGCAAUCAAAUUUAAAAAUCAAAUUGAUGAAUUAUAAAAAGAAUAGAUAAAAUAAAAUAAUGAUCUUGCCCUUUAUUCAGGAAUUAAAUAAGAUAUAAUAAUAGAAUUACAAGCAUAUUUUGAUAACUAACUUAAAUUACAAAGCACUUAAUAAUAAUAACCUUAAUAGUAAAUUACAUUAGACACAUAUGACACAUAUAUAAAAAAAUAUGAAUAAUUUAAUAAAUAAGUCAAUGAUUAUUUAUUAAAUAGAAAAUUACCAGAUAAUUAAUAUAAUGAUACUAUUGAAUCUGAUAAUAGUAAUUUAAUCAAAGAAAAAGAGUCACCAGUUAAAUUAUUGAAUUAAGAAGAAUAACAAAUUAUAUUCACCAAAGAGGAUAUGGAUAGAUGUAAAAAAUUAAUUUAAUUAUAGAUAAAAUGUCAAUCAUUCAUGAAAAUGAGAAUGAAGAAGAUGAAAUCAUUUAUUAAGUAGAUGAAAAUGGAUAUGUGAUGAAUCAAGAUGGAAAUCAUCUUGUAGAUAAUUUUGGAAGGUUAAUUUAAUUAUCUGAUAAAGAUAUUGAAUACUUUAAAAGCAAAAAUUAAUUAGAUGAAAUCAAGUGA
This is a messenger RNA of Paramecium pentaurelia, 1140 nucleotides long. The record is from the annotation of a GenBank genome assembly. NCBI's taxonomy places the organism in Eukaryota, Ciliophora, Oligohymenophorea, Peniculida, Parameciidae.